AUGACGAAGGCGAGCCCGGCCGACGCGGCGAGCGAAGGGAUCCGAAGGCUCACCUAUCUAUCCCUCGUCUCCAAGGUCUCCUCGGAGCUGGAGGCCCACCUCGGCGACGUCCAACGCAACGUCGCCGAGUUCAUCGUCCAGGAGGUGUUUGUCAAGGUCGUAUCCGUGCAGUGGGGCAAUCUGGAAUUGUCGAUGGUGGACAUCGAUCAGGAAACUGGAAGGGCGCUCCCGCCACCACGGCGUGAUGGUCAGGAUGCUGUUCGGAGGGCGAAUCGAUCUGCUGGUCCUGCCGGAACCUCUGGGAAGAGGAUUGGGCUGUCUGGAAUUGUGAUUGAGGAGGACGGUGCUCGGCCUGCACCACGAAGGCCGGUCAGGCGAAUGAGCUCCCCGGAGAGAUGGGAGCUGAAACAGCUGAUUGCUUCGGGGGCACUGAAUGUGAGAGACUGCCCUGCGAUCGAUGAUGAUGAUGGGGGGAUACAUUACCAGGAAGAAGCAGAAGAAGUAGAGGAGGAGCUCGAGAUUGAGCUUAACGAAGAUGAGCCGCCGUUCUUAUCUGGACAGGGCCGGUCCUCGAUUGACUUGUCCCCGGUGAGGAUUUCCAAGAACCCUGAGGGGUCACUGAGCCGAGCGGCGGCACUGCAGACUGCGCUUUUCAAGGAACGGCGUGAUAUUCGUAGUCAGGAGCAGAGAGCAUUGCUUGAUUCCAUCCCCAAGGAUCUGAAUCGGCCGUGGGAGGAUCCUUUACCUGAUGCAGGUGGGCGGUGCCUCGCACAGGAACUGAGGGGUGCCGGCUUAUCAGCACAGAGCAUGCCGGAGUGGAAGAAACGGGCUUAUGGGAAGACCGGAACAUUUGGGAAGAGGUCGAGCCUUCCGAUACAGGAUCAGAGGCAGCAGCUUCCCAUUUACCGUCUGAAGAAUGAGCUUGUGAAAGCUCUACAUCACCAUCAAGUUUUGGUUGUUAUCGGGGAGACAGGGUCAGGGAAAACUACGCAGGUUACUCAGUACCUUGCUGAGGCAGGCUAUACUGAAGCUGGAAAAAUUGCGUGUACGCAGCCUCGCAGGGUUGCUGCGCAGUCUGUUGCAAAGCGGGUAGCAGAGGAGUUUGGUUGCCCAUUGGGAGAGGAAGUUGGUUAUUCUAUACGCUUUGACGAUCGAACUGGACCUGAUACGGUCAUUAAGUACAUGACAGACGGCAUGCUCCUACGGGAGAUUAUGGUAGACAAGAACCUCUCUUGUUAUUCUGUGGUCAUGCUUGAUGAGGCACAUGAGAGGACCAUCUAUACAGACAUUCUCUUUGGCUUGCUGAAGCAGCUCAUUAGGCGGAGAACUGAUCUCAAGUUAAUUGUCACUUCCGCCACUCUUGAUGCAGAGAAAUUCUCUAGAUAUUUUUUUAAUUGCAACAUUUUCACGAUUCCAGGGAGAACGUUUCCCGUGGAGAUACUAUAUGCAAAGGAGCCACAGAGCGAUUACAUGGAUGCUGCAUUGAUCACAGUAUUGCAGAUCCAUCUGAGUCAACCCGAAGGUGAUAUCCUCUUGUUCUUGACAGGCCAGGAAGAGAUUGAUCAGGCCUGUAACUCUCUUCAUGAGAGGAUGAAGGUGCUGGGUAACGAUGUACCAGAGUUGCUAGUCAAUCCAGUUUACAGUGCUCUUCCAACUGAAAUGCAGUCAAAGAUUUUUGAACCUGCUCCUCUUGGGAAGAGGAAGGUGAUUGUGGCCACCAACAUAGCCGAAGCAUCUAUUACGAUAGAUGGGAUAUACUAUGUUGUUGAUCCAGGCUUUGCAAAACUCAAUGUGUAUAACCCGAAACGAGGACUGGAUUCACUGGUUAUCACUCCGAUCUCACAGGCAUCAGCUAAACAAAGAGCAGGACGUGCUGGGCGUACGGGCCCAGGCAAGUGUUACCGUCUGUACACUGAGAGCGCCUAUCGUAAUGAAAUGCCCGCCACGACUAUUCCAGAAAUUCAGAGGAUUAACCUGGGGUGGACGGUUCUUAAUAUGAAGGCAAUGGGGAUAAAUGAACUAGUGUCAUUCGACUUCAUGGACCCUCCAGCACCUCAAGCACUUAUCUCUGCUAUGGAACAGCUAUACAGCCUUGGUGCCUUGGAUGAAGAAGGCCUACUUACCAAGCUGGGGAGAAAGAUGGCUGAGUUUCCACAAGAACCACCACUUUCAAAAAUGCUCCUUGCCAGUGUGGACCUCGGAUGCAGUGAUGAAAUAGUGACUAUCAUUGCAAUGAUCCAAACUGGCAAUAUAUUCUACCGGCCAAGGGAAAAACAAGAUCAGGCAGAUCGGAAGAGGGGCAACUUUUUCCAGCCAGAAGGGGAUCACAUCACAUUACUCACUGUGUAUCAGGCGUGGAAGGCAAAGCAGUUUUCAGGGCCAUGGUGCUUCGAGAAUUUUCUCCAGAUAACAUCACUAAGGAGGGCACAGGAUGUGAGGAAGCAACUCCUGGAGAUCAUGGACAGGUAUCGGCUUGACGUUGUCUCUGCCGGCAACGAUCUCACCAAGGUAAGGAGAGCCAUUGCCGCAGGUUUCUUCUUCAACUCUGCCAAGAAGGAUCCCCAGGGAGGAUACAGGACACUUGCUGAUCAUCAGCAGGUGUAUAUCCACCCAAGCAGCGCCCUCUUUCAUCAGCAGCCAGAGUGGGUGAUUUACAAUGAGAUUGUCAUGACCACAAAAGAGUACAUGAGGGAGGUGACAGCCAUCAACCCAGCGUGGCUCGUCGAGCUGGCACCAAGGUUCUACAGAUCCGUGGACUCGGCAAAGAUGAGCAAGCGGAAGCGCCAGGAGAGGAUCGAGCCUCUGUACGACAGAUACAACGAGCCCAACUCGUGGCGCCUCAGCAAGCGCCGUGGGUGA
Triticum turgidum subsp. durum (durum wheat) is the source of this 2859-nucleotide messenger RNA. The record is from the annotation of a GenBank genome assembly. NCBI's taxonomy places the organism in Eukaryota, Viridiplantae, Streptophyta, Magnoliopsida, Poales, Poaceae.